AUGGUUCCCAAUAGCAUCUCUAAAGGUGAAAUGGAGCCCAUCAGAGACACUAUUGGUUUCCUGCUGGUGUUUCUGUGCAUGCUCCUACCGUCGAUGAACCCUGAAUUUUCCUCUUCUGGCGCCUACAUGGCAAUGAGGAGAUCCUUGUCUUCCUCCUUACUUCUACUGCUUCAUCUGGAGAGCUCAAGGGAUGUCCUGUGGAAGUCUCCGUCAAAGCUCUUUAGGAUACAUAACACUAUUGUAUAUACACCCGUGUCCUUUAGAGACUUAGUUGCAACUCAAAAUAUUUUCAAGCUCGGGCUAAGACCAGUGCCUACUCUAAAGAUGGCCAUCUCAAUCACAGAGGUCAUAGUGGAAGCUCCUAUGAUGAAAAGAGCUGGGGAGGAUGAUGUUCCUUUUUCUUCUAGGAAGAGGUUAUGA
This is a messenger RNA of Ilex paraguariensis (yerba mate), 420 nucleotides long. The record is from the annotation of a GenBank genome assembly. NCBI's taxonomy places the organism in Eukaryota, Viridiplantae, Streptophyta, Magnoliopsida, Aquifoliales, Aquifoliaceae.